ACGCAGUUCCUAUUAUUAUUCGAUAGAUUUUCGUCGUUCUCGCAAAGUACAGUCUCUCUAUAGAAAUGGCACCGAAGGCAGAGAAGAAACCGGCGGAGAAGAAGCCAGCGGCGGAGAAGGCGCCGGCCGAGAAAGCUCCGGCGGAGAAGGCACCUAAGGCAGGGAAGAAGCUGCCGAAGGAUUCGUCGUCGGGGGCGGAUAAAAAGAAGAAGAGGUCGAAGAAGGCGGUGGAGACCUACAAGAUCUACAUCUUCAAGGUCCUGAAGCAAGUCCACCCAGAUAUCGGAAUUUCAAGCAAAGCCAUGGGGAUUAUGAAUAGUUUCAUCAAUGAUAUCUUCGAGAAGCUCGCUCAGGAGUCUUCGAGGCUCGCUAGGUACAACAAGAAGCCCACCAUUACGUCUCGGGAGAUUCAGACCGCUGUGAGACUUGUUCUUCCUGGUGAAUUGGCUAAGCACGCUGUUUCUGAGGGGACUAAGGCGGUUACCAAGUUCACUAGCUCUUAGAAAUUAGGGUUUGGUUUGUUGGUGAAUUAGGGUUUCUCUUUGAAUGUAAAGGCGUAGUGUUUCACAAUCAAAAUUGGGUUUGAUCCUUUGACCUCUUAUCAAUGAAAUUUCUUUUUUUGUGGUAUUAAUCCUUGGUCAUUUUGUUUUGAUUGCAUGAUUUCAUUUGUUGAAUUUGGAAAACAAUUUCCAGGAGAUUCGAUGCACAGGUUUGCAUUUUGAAUUCCAGUGGCGCUGUUUAGCGAGCAGCACUCGAAGCCGAUGUGUUAUUAUCAUCGAGAAUUGCUAGUUUGGGCCAAUUAUUCGUUUGAUUUUCAUCCUUUUUGGUUUGAGCGUUGAAAUCGCAUUGCAUCUGAUUUAAUUUUCUCUUCCGCAUAUUAGUAAAAUACUUUGACUUUGGGACUCUUUAACUUGUAAAGAAGGCGAAGGUAUAGAUUGUGUGCGUCAUCUGUUUUAUUCCUAUAUGGUGAAAGUAUUCUGAACUGCCGUCCUCUACUACGGCUCUGUUUUUCUUGACCUGGAACUGGUCAUACAAAUCUGGUAUAGGCUAGCAAGUUGAUCAACUUUUCG
This is a messenger RNA of Ilex paraguariensis (yerba mate), 1070 nucleotides long. The record is from the annotation of a GenBank genome assembly. NCBI's taxonomy places the organism in Eukaryota, Viridiplantae, Streptophyta, Magnoliopsida, Aquifoliales, Aquifoliaceae.